CGCCGACGCCAAUCCACGACAAAGGGAACAUACGUGGAAUUGAAAACCAUGACGGGCAAGGGAAUUGGUUGUCUGGCCGAGGCUAUGGGCGCUCUGCGGGUGUCUGCUAGGCCGGCUGCUCUUAGCAAGACGUUUACAAGGUCAAUGGCUACAGAGGUAUCUUCUACCGAUGCCCCUGCUGUCUCUAAAUCUGCCGAUACCCCUCAGGGCAUUCUAGAGUCAUGGAAGCCCGUCUCGACCGUCCCCCUCACAAUCCACAGCUUCCCCUCCCUCGAGCCAACAGCCCUCGAGCAAUGGUCUAUCAACCACCUCUACCUCCCCCUGCGCCGCGACAUCCUCCACCUCGCCGUCGUCUUCGAGGGCGACAACACCCGCCAGGGCACAGCCUCGACCAAGAACCGCUGGGAGAUUAACGGAUCGCACCGCAAGAUGCGACCUCAGAAGGGAACCGGCCGCGCCCGUCUGGGAACCAAGCAGAGUCCCCUCCUCCGAGGUGGUGGAAAGGUGUUUGGACCUAAACCUCGCGACUUUGGAACCGGUCUUAACCGAAAGGUUUACGACAAGGCUUGGCGCACUGCGUUGAGUUAUCGUUACCGCAAGGGAGAUUUGAUUGUGUGUGAGGAUGGUAUGGAUCUUGCUCUGCCGACCGACUUUGAGCUGCUUGCUGGAAAGUACCUCAAGGACGGCAUGAAGGAGACAUAUCUCAAGAAGUACAUGACAGGCAUGCUGGGUAACCUGGGUCUUGGCCGGGCUAGCGGCCGCACCCUCUUUGUGACGGGCAACCGCCGCGAGGCUCUCUUCGAGGCCAUGGAGCAAGUCCCUUGGGAGGGUCGAGCACUGGACCUCGAGGACGUGGACGUCAAGGAUCUCCUAGAGACGGGCAAGGUGGUGCUGGAGAGGAGUGUGCUCAAGGAGAUGAUUGAGCAGCACCAGAGCGACUUGGUGAGCCGGGUCGUGAUGCAAGGUCUCGUCAAGGGAGGACCCGCGACGGGGACAAGGGUGAUUGGGGCAUAA
Messenger RNA from Fusarium vanettenii 77-13-4, 1014 nucleotides. Its product is annotated as mitochondrial 54S ribosomal protein YmL6. Gene Ontology annotation, cellular component: ribosome. The transcript has 3 exons. The record is from RefSeq and is a predicted model, not a curated record. Gene Ontology annotation, molecular function: structural constituent of ribosome. NCBI's taxonomy places the organism in Eukaryota, Fungi, Ascomycota, Sordariomycetes, Hypocreales, Nectriaceae. Bases 49 to 1014 code for a protein of 321 amino acids. Gene Ontology annotation, biological process: translation.